Molecule: messenger RNA, 375 nt
Organism: Drosophila busckii
Lineage: Eukaryota; Metazoa; Arthropoda; Insecta; Diptera; Drosophilidae
Gene: Sf3b5
Product: splicing factor 3B subunit 5
Exons: 1
Coding region: 81-338 (85 amino acids)
Biological process (GO): mRNA splicing, via spliceosome
Cellular component (GO): precatalytic spliceosome; U2 snRNP
Source: RefSeq, a predicted model, not a curated record
UAGUUCAGAAGUGAAUUAAUUGCAAGCAACAACAAACGAUAUCUUCGUGUCGGCUCUUGAAAAGAUUUGUUACUUUUAAAAUGGGCGAACGCUACAAUAUUCAUAGCCAGCUGGAGCAUCUGCAGAGCAAGUACAUUGGCACAGGACAUGCGGACACCUCGAAAUUCGAGUGGCUUACUAAUCAACACCGCGAUUCUCUGGCCAGCUAUAUGGGACAUUAUGAUAUGCUAAAUUAUUUUGCUAUAUCCGAGAAUGAGUCGAAGGCGCGGGUUAAGUUCAAUCUCAUGGAACGCAUGCUGCAACCUUGUGGACCGCCACCAGAGAAACUUGAUGAUUAAAAAAUAACUGCAAAAAGAAAAUAAAAGGAAAAUUGAA